CGCUGAAUAAAGCGUCAAGGCACAGCACGCAAACUCCGGCCGGGGUGUAAGGGGAGGGAGCUACAGAGGACGUGAAAUGUUCGGAACAAUCCCCCGGGACUUUACGCCGUUCGCUCCAUCGAACCCCAGUGGCCGAGGAGUCGGCGCCGCGCACUGGAGGAUGUCGUCGGGAGACUCAGAAAGGUUAAAGGAUAAUCGUGGGGGAGAGGUACCACCGGAGCACGAGUCAGCAGAUCGCUUCUAAAUGUGACUUGCGGGCUGACAGCGCCCGGCUUCCAACAGAGCCUAGACGGGCUGCCAGUUACCGAAAUCGACAUCUUGUGAGAACCCGUGUCUGAGUGCAGCGAUCACGUUUAGAGCUACAGGGUGACUGUUAAGUGUCGCUGGGAUGUACACGGCAAACGAUUUCCAAUGGCGUCCGCGGAAUGCUAUCACCCUCUGGAAGUGAGCGACAGCGACCUCGAGCUCACCGACCAUGGCUGCCGGCCCCAGCUGACGGCCAACGGGGCCAUAGGCGUGCCCUGCGCCCCCAACCUUUCAGCACCAAGGACAGAUCCGCCGCCCAACGGGGACCAAGAGCUGGAGACCUCCUUCACCUUCCGGGUUGACCAGCUGAGCGCCAACCCCUGCAGUCUCUCGGCCGCAAGCAGGUGCCCGGGCGGGCCUGAGGUGGUGCCCAGCCAGUGCAGCCGGGACAGAGCCCACGAAACAUCACCUCGCUCUGAGGAGGAGCCCGAAGCCGAGGCGAAUGGACAGUCUGUUGACUAUGGCUUCAUGGUGGCGCUGGUUUUCCUGGUGGCCGGCAUCACCCUGGUGGUUAUCGCCUACGCUAUUCCGAGAGAGUCCCGAGUGGAUCCGGACACGGUCACAGCUCGGGAGAUGGAGAGGCUGGAGUUACAUUAUGCCCUUUUGGGCUCUCACUUGGACAAAUGUAUCAUCGCUGGCCUGGGUCUCCUCACUCUGGGAGGCAUGCUUCUCUCCCUGCUGCUCAUGGUUUCCAUCUGUAAAGGUGACCUCUAUGGACGGAGGAGCUUCAUAGUGACUGGCAGGUCUAGGAAGACCUACGGGUCCAUCAACCUGAGAUUGAAGCCAUUGGACAGCGAAGGUCACCAGUCAUUGGUAGAGUCGGAGGUAGUCCAGGUGUCUGAGAAUCUUGGCUAUACUGGAUCCUAAAGGAACAUGUUGCUCACCUACCCCCUACCUCCUCCCUUAGUCCCUUCACAACUAGGCAUUUACAUGGCCUCCCUAAUUAAGAGAGUAUUUAAAUGCAUGUAUUUAUUAUACAUUUUUUGUGCGAUGCAGUACAACAUAACAUACUCGGGUCUUUCCCAGUGAACCAUGCAGCAAAGCUCCAACAUUCACCAAAUGAUGAAUUUCGUCACCAGUCCAAGGGAUGCAGUCCUCCAUCAGGGAGAGAUCGGUGCAAAAUUCAUGCAAUCUCUCGUGAACAGUAAUCAGCAAGGGAGUGGGAGAGGAGUCGGUGGUUGGGUGAGAACAAUCCUUGCAGAUUAGAGUGGUUCCGUGCAGAUCUCAGUGCAUCUACUGCAAAAAAAAAGUCACCUACCAGGCCCCAAACGUAUUCAUAGAAUUGUUAGCACAUUAGAGACUGUCAAGACUAUGGAGACCAGGCCAGUAAUUUUGUACAGGAUGGUUACCAAAAGGAUUUGAUCCUGCACUAGUUUAAACACAUACAGAUUGAUCACAGACCCUCAAGUCAAAGGCAGGUUGCAGCUCAUACCCUAACCCUAAUUUUGAUCACAGAAAUAUAAAUACAUAUAAAGCCUCUCAUGACUUCAGGAUGGCUCCAAGAUUUUUACAAAUAAACAAUUCCUGAACUGUCCUAACUAUUACAGCAUUAAGAAGACCCAAAUGUAAUGUGAGCUCCCAUAGACAAUGAAGUGAUCAUGAUUACUGCUUACCCAAGGGAUAGACAUUGUCCAAGUUACCAGGAAUCAAUCCCUUAUCAUUCAUGAGACUGAGAGCAUAGAACUUAGAUCAGUACAGACUUUUCAGUUCAUGAGGUCAUGCCAACCCUUUAACCUUCUCUAAGAUCAAUCUAACCCUUCCUUCCCACAUAGCCCUCCAUUUUGCUUUCUUCCAUGUGCCUGUCAAGAGUUUCUUUGAAGGUCCUUAAUGUAUCUGCCUCUACCACCACCCCUGACGGCAUCUGUGCGGCUGCCACUGGAGUAUCGCAGUUAGCGUGACACUAUUAUAGCUUGGGCUAGAGUUCAGAGUUCAACUCUGUCAAUGUCUGUAAGAUGUUUGUACAUCCUCCCUGUGAGUGCAUGGGUUUCCUCCGGGUGCUUGGUUUAGUCUCACAGUCUAAAGAUAUAUCAGUUGCUAGGUUAAUUGGUCACUGUAACUUGCCCUGUGAUUAGGCUAGGGUUAAAUAGUGGGUUUCUGGGUGGCAUGAUUUGUUGGGCUGGAAGGGCCAGUUCUGCACUGAAUCUCUAAAUAAAUAAUUAAAAAUAAAUUUACAUACAACUUAGAACAGUACAUGGUGUUUUGCAAUCUUUUAAUCUAUUCCAAGAUCAAUCUAAUCAUUCCAUUCUGCAUAGCUCUUGAUUUUUCUGUCUUUCAUGCACCUAUUUGUAAGAGUUUGUUAAAUGUCCUUGACGUGUCUGUCUCUACUACCAACACUGACACCACAUUGCAUGCACCAAACACCCCCUCUGUGAAAAAACCUACUCUGAUAUCUGGGGGGCGAUAGGUGGAUGA
Molecule: messenger RNA, 2718 nt
Organism: Mobula hypostoma (lesser devil ray)
Lineage: Eukaryota; Metazoa; Chordata; Chondrichthyes; Myliobatiformes; Myliobatidae
Gene: tmem74b
Product: transmembrane protein 74B
Exons: 2
Coding region: 412-1173 (253 amino acids)
Source: RefSeq, a predicted model, not a curated record